Molecule: messenger RNA, 648 nt
Organism: Caenorhabditis briggsae
Lineage: Eukaryota; Metazoa; Nematoda; Chromadorea; Rhabditida; Rhabditidae
Exons: 3
Coding region: 1-648 (215 amino acids)
Source: RefSeq, a predicted model, not a curated record
AUGUACAUCAACUGGGCUCAUCACUACAUUCCGAAAUUCAGUGGAGCACUGUCAUUUUUCAUAAAUAUUUUAUUCAUUUUAAUUGUACACGAUGACAAAAAAUCUUCUCUGAUUUUUGGGAAUGCCGAUGACGAAAGAAGACUUUACAUGAAACAGAUAUUUUGGGAGAAUUUUAAAGUGGACACUUUUGACAUGAAUACAAUUAUUUGCGUUUACAAUAAUGCUAGUUCUCGUGUGAUUAGAAAUUCAUUUAUUGCGAUUUUCUACGCCACGACUAUGUCAACGUAUUCAAUGGCUGUCUGCAUCAUUUUCGGAACAUUAACGAUCCGGAAAUUACAAAGCUUGGGGAAUUCGAUGAGCGACAAAACCAAAAAUCUUCAGAAGCGACUUAUGUAUGCACUGAUUGUGCAAUCUUCAAUACCAAUUGUAAUUUGUUAUUGUCCAUGUAUCACCACAUGGUACCUUCCAGUGUUCAAAUUAGAUAUUGGAAGUGACAUUUUCUGGAUUUCAUCAGUAGCAAUCUCAUUCUUCCCGGUAUUUGAUCCGUUGGCCCUGUUUUAUUUUAUGCCAGUUUUUCGAACUCGACUGAAAGAGAUAUUCCUGCUUAAAGAAGUAACAGUUGGACCCGGGUCAUCGGGAAUAACAUAA